AUGAUAAAGAAUAUUGUCGUUUUCUUUCUUUUCACGGUGGCUUUAGUUGGGGCUCAGGUUCCAAGGGUCGCGUUACCACCACCAGGACCUUCUAGAUAUUACAUUCAUGUGGUUAACGGGCUAAGCAAACUUGGGUUGCUUGUGCAUUGUCAGUAUAAAGACGAUGACUUGGGGUAUCAUCGUUUGCUUAAUCAUGGAGAUGAUUACCAUGGAACUUCAAGGUUAACUUUUGGGGAACAACCCUCUAUUGGUGCAAAUUGGAGACGCCACAUGCAUAUUGUCUCUUUUGAAAGCUUUUGGCCUGAAACGCAGCACUUAUGGCUCCGUGAUAGGUGCAAAUAUGGAACUGUAGGAACUUGUAUUUGGACGGCUAAAGAUGACAGAAUUUACUUGAAAAACUUUCUUGCUAAUGUUGAUGAAUUGAUUCACAAGUGGAUCUAUAAAAGAUAG
Molecule: messenger RNA, 450 nt
Organism: Cucurbita moschata (crookneck pumpkin)
Lineage: Eukaryota; Viridiplantae; Streptophyta; Magnoliopsida; Cucurbitales; Cucurbitaceae
Product: S-protein homolog 1-like
Exons: 1
Coding region: 1-450 (149 amino acids)
Source: RefSeq, a predicted model, not a curated record